AUGGCCAACAAGACGCUGGAGUUUUUCGCCGUGCCUGCGGCGGAGGUUCUGCUGCCGGGCGAACAGGAUCUUGCGAAGGUGGAGGUGAAGUGCGUCAGUGAGAUGCCUAUCCUCAAAAUCGACGCCCGCCUGAUAGUUGCUGACGACGAGGGCGUGCAACACAAGGCUUUCAACUACGCCUGGGAGAAGCUCCAUCUCCGUGGCUUUCAAGAAGUCUACAACCCACGCGGGGCUCACUAUUCCGUUGUUGAAAUUGAGUUUGAUUUGACGCUUGGCCCAUUGGCAGGCAAUUUCGACCAUGGUGCCUUCAAGUCGGGAGACAAACUGGAGGCCAAGAGGGAUGCGUUUGAGGCGUAUCUGGAAGAACAAGACGAGGACUACUUCGAGCAAUUCGCAGAGAGGGUUUCUCGAGACUCAGGCCAGCCCUACGAUCCCGACCUUCACCCAGGCGAUUGCAUGGCUGAGUACAUGAGUUCACGAGCCCUGCGAAACCGUGGCCAGUACGUGCCUCGACAGGUGUACGUGAAGCAGAAGGCGUGGUUUGGCCUGCACAGUGCGCUGAGGGACAUGCUGAAAGAUUGGACCGUACAGGAGGAGAGAGUCCCCGGCGACCAGCCGGCAGAGCAGGACGAGGGUGAUCCGGGCGCGGAGGCAGAGGAAGCAGAGGAGGAAACUCCCAGAGAGCCCAGGAACAAAUCCGAGCUCUACCAAAUGUUCAACAAGAAGGGGCCCACAAACAUGAUUGCUGGCUUCAUGUCUGACCCUUACCUGCGGCAGGUGGCUCACAUGAUCACGCACAUCUCACAGCCUUUGGAGGAUGCCUAUCACGCAGCUCUGGAGGCAGCGUCGCAAGGCUGGCACGAUCAGGCAGACUUCGCAGCCCGCCGCAGCCUGGGCAGCUUCACUGACACAGUCUAUCAGCUGCUGGCAACGUUGCAGAAGGCACCGUUGCAUGAUGCCCUGGGUAUGACAAAGGCCACCAGGCAGGUGGCGCCUGCAGAGAUGGCGGCUUGGGCGAGCGCAGAGCAGGAACUGCUGCGCACCUGCCACGAAUUUGCAGCAUGCUUGUCUGCCAACGUGUUCUGGUCCAACGCGCACUAUUUCAUGUCCUUGCCUGCUUUCCUAGCCAGCAUCCUCAGCAAGCGACGGGCCGAACGUGAAACAGCAAUGACGCACGCAAGAAGCCUGGUGAGCGCUGUCAUUGACGCCGAGAAGCAUCAGUCGGAGCAUCCUGCUGCGUGGCAAGCCCUGCUGGAUGACCUCGCUUGGCACAAGCAGCAGUUGCCACGUGAGACAAUGGCAUUGUGUCUGCAAAGUGGGUUUGACAGCAACGAUGUCCGCUUGAAGCAGCUGGCCAAGCGGCUCUAUUUGGGGAGCCCCUCGACGAAAGACACCCUCGAAAACACCUUUGCGUUCCUACAUCGCAAGGCUUCAACGCACUCAACGAAUUUCAAGAUGUCAGAUGCCUGCAAGUGGCUGUACAGCAUCGUGUCGCCGUACGCUGAAACCGGCGGCUGCCCUCAGCUUCUUCCAGAGAGGUCAGACUUCGCAACCGUCCUAGGCCCGAAUGGCUUUCCAGACAGGAACUACGCGAAUCGGCACAUGUUCGCCCCGAAGAAAACCCAGUUGCCCAAGCCAACUGUGCUGCACAGGCCCAAGGACAUGAAGAAAAGCAAGUGGCGCAGCAGCGGACCACUUUCACAACAACGCUCGUCCGCUGCAGCCGCGUACCUCAUUGCGGACAAAGCUGACACGUGGUCCAACUUGGACUUGUGCUGGGUGGGCCGCUCCGUUUGCGUUGAGAACUGUCUGAGCCUCCAAGCAAGCAACUUCUUCAAGCAGGGCAGCGUUUUCAAGUAUGAGUCGGAAGUAGAAGACGAGGAGUUCUAUGUUUUGAGCCUUGGUUUUCGCAGAUGGGCCGCAGCUGGAUAUCCCUUGGAGCGAGUGUCAGUCGAGGGCAAG
Molecule: messenger RNA, 1962 nt
Organism: Symbiodinium natans
Lineage: Eukaryota; Dinophyceae; Suessiales; Symbiodiniaceae
Source: the annotation of a GenBank genome assembly